This is a messenger RNA of Gadus chalcogrammus (walleye pollock), 3961 nucleotides long. RefSeq names its product neural EGFL like 2b (gene nell2b). Bases 866 to 3304 code for a protein of 812 amino acids. The transcript is spliced from 28 exons. Gene Ontology annotation, molecular function: protein binding; calcium ion binding. NCBI's taxonomy places the organism in Eukaryota, Metazoa, Chordata, Actinopteri, Gadiformes, Gadidae. The record is from RefSeq and is a predicted model, not a curated record.
UUGCAGUCACGUGACUACCACGUGACUACCACUCAGAUAACUUCCUUUUGGCGUCACCCCUUCACAUUUCAUUGUGUGAGUACUUUCUCAGUAAUGACAAAGCUGUCUCAUGUUAAAUAUGUCUCACAUGUGUCUCUCAUUACAGUACACCUGGUAAUUUUGCCACAGAGGCUACUUUUGACUUCAGUAUUCAUGACAUGUCUUUCCUGAGACGGUGGUGGUGUGUUGUCCUGGUGGAAAACCUUGGGCUGGAAGGGUAUGGGAGGAAGUUCGCCCACUUUACGGAGGAAGGAAAAUCAACCCUCCGAGACAAUGUCCCACCUGUCUUCAGGAUUGCACGAAAAAGGAGACUUUCAAGCUGCACAGUGAUGCCAUUGGACUCUGACAAGGACCAUGCUUAUAAUAAGAGGCCUUACAGCUUUCCUUCUAAGGAGAUGGGCAGUGGAGUUACCAUGGACAAAGAUGUCUUCAGCUUCAAAGAAGACACGUCUCUCAGUACGCCUGGUAUUUUGCCACAGAGGCUACUUUUGACUUCAGUAUUCAUGACAUGUCUUUCCUGAGACGGUGGUGGUGUGUAGUCCUGGUGGAAAACCUUGGGCUGGAAGGGUAUGGGAGGAAGUUCGCCCACUUUACGGAGGAAGGAAAAUCAACCCUCCGAGACAAUGUCCCACCUGUCUUCAGGAUUGCACGAAAAAGGAGACUUUCAAGCUGCACAGUGAUGCCAUUGGACUCUGACAAGGACCAUGCUUAUAAUAAGAGGCCUUACAGCUUUCCUUCUAAGGAGAUGGUUAGUAUAAAGUUAAUUGCAUAAUUGCAUUGUGAAUUUGGGUAUCCAUUUAGGGCAGUGGAGUUACCAUGGACAAAAAUGUCUUCAGCUUCAAAGAAGACACAUCUCUCAGGUCUGGGUGCGGGAGUCGACCGCGCGCUCAGUGUCGACCUGUUUGCGGAGUUUCAUCUGGGGGAGUCUUAUGCGGGGGUUUAUGAAGCGCAGGGCCCGAACAAUGAGAGCAAGGCCUUUCUGUUUCAAGACUCGUGGAGGAAGGUUCGAGUCCGGGGGCCUGUGGCCGAACGAAUCACAUCCAAGCUGCGGCAGAGGUCAGAGUUCACCGUGCUGGUGACCCUGAAACAGGAGCGGCUGAACUCCGGGGUGCUGCUGUCCAUCCACGACGCAGAGCAGAGGUUCCUGGAGGUGGAGAGCUGCGGGCAGCAGAGCGAGCUGAGGGUCCACUACUGGAGCCGGGAGCGGGGGCCACACAGCGAGGUGUUCCCCUACAGCCUGGCCGACGGCCGCUGGCACAAGCUGUCGCUGGCCGUGGGCGGGGCCCGCGUGGCGCUGCACGUGGACUGCAACAGGAUCUACGAGAGAGCCAUCGAGCCCCCCUGGAUGGACCUCAGCAACGACACCGCCGUCUGGCUGGGCCAGAGGAACAAGGCCCACGGGUACUUCAAGGGGAUAAUGCAGGACAUGAUUCUGCUGGGCAGUAACCAGGGUUACGUCGUUCAGUGUCCGGACCUCAACCGCACGUGUCCCACCUGCAACGACUUCCACGGAUUGGUCCAGAAGAUCAUGGAGCUGCAGGACGUCCUGGCCAGGACCUCCAACAAGCUGGCUCGAGCCGAGGACAAGAUGCGGAGUCUGGACGGCUGCUCGUGCGAGCGCACGUGCGCGGCGGAGGACGGCGUGGUCUACCGGGAGCUGGACAGCUGGGUGGACGGCUGCAGGAACUGCUCCUGUCUGAACGCCUCGGUGCGCUGCGAGCCGCUGGCCUGCCCCCGCCUGCAGUGCCCGCCGCACAGCGCGGCCGCCUACGUCCCCGGGACCUGCUGCAAGGAAUGCCAGCCGGUCUGCCUGUUCAGAGGCAGGAUGUACGUGGACGGGGAGCGGAGGAGUGUGAGGGACUCGGCCGGCGUGUGUCUGCUCUACCAGUGUCAGGAGGGAGCCAUGGGGAAGGUCGGUGAUUGGUCGUGUCCCGCCCUGAGCUGUCCCGAGUCGGAGCAGAUCUCCCUCACCGACCGCUGCUGCAAGGUCUGCAGAGGCCAUGACUUCUGUGCAGAGGGCUGGGCCGAGCGCUGCGUGGAGAGCUCAGAGUGUGUGAACCUGGAGGCGGGGGCCUACUGCAGCUGCCAGGACGGCUACCGCGCCGCGCGCGACGACAGCGCCUACUGCCAGGACAUCGACGAGUGCACGGAGGGGAAGCACUACUGCCGGGAGAACACGCUGUGUGUGAACACGGCCGGCUCCUUCACCUGCCGCUGCCUGGCGGGCUUCAUCCGCGUGGACGACUACUCCUGCACAGGGCGGGAUGAGUGUGAGAGUGGCGGGCGGCGGUGUGACGAGAACGCGAUCUGCUUCAACACGGUGGGGGGCCACAGCUGCUCCUGCAAGCCGGGCUUCACUGGCAACGGCACCACCUGCACAGCCAUGUGCGACGGCCUUUGUCAGAACGGAGGGAGCUGCAUGUCUCCUGCCCUGUGUGUCUGUCCUCAGGGCUACACUGGGAAGAGGUGUGAGACAGAUAUCGACGAGUGCUCGGACGGCUUCGUGGAGUGUGACAGCCGGGCCAACUGCGUGAACCUGCCCGGUUGGUACCACUGCGAGUGCCGCGACGGUUACCACGACAACGGCCUGUUGUUCUCCAACGGGGAGUCCUGCGAAGACAUCGACGAGUGUGAGACGGGCCGGAACUCGUGCGCUAAGGACAUGACGUGCGUGAACGUGGACGGAGGCUACGACUGCCGCUGCCCCCACGGGAGGAACUGCUCCGGGGACUGCCGCUUCGACGACCGCGUCAAGCACGACGGGCAGAUCUGGGUGAUGGACGGCGACCGCUGCUCCGUGUGCUCCUGUCAGACCAGCCGGGUGCUGUGCAGGAGGAUGGUGUGCGACUGUGACAACCCCACGGUGGACGUGUUCUGCUGCCCCGAGUGCGACCCGCGGCUCAGCGGCCGCUGCCUGGACCAGAACAGCCGCCUGUCCUACAACAGCGGAGACACCUGGCUGGAGGGGUGCCAGCAGUGCACCUGCACGCGGGGGGAGGUGGACUGCUGGCCGGUGACGUGCGCGGCCCUGGGGGAGUGCGACCUGAGCGCCGUCCCCGAGGGGGAGUGCUGCCCCCGCUGCGUCGCCGACCCCUGCCGCGCCGACCCGGUCGCCCCCGACAACGACCUGGGGGGCGCCUGCACGGACGAGAGCGGCCUGACGCGCCUCGGCGGAGCCACCUGGACCAAGCACGGAGCGGAGUGCACGCUCUGCCAGUGCAAGAACGGCCACGUCUGUUGCUCCAAGGACCCUCUGUGCCGCUAGCCGCGCCCAACGCCGAGGCCACGCCCACUGAACGGCCACGCCCCUCUGGCCACGCCCCGCCCGCCAGCUCUGUAUAAACUGCUCCCCCCGCUCCCUCUUUUGUGAAGCCCUACGUCAAACUCGCCCUGCUCAGAUCACUUCGGUGCACCUCCCCGUCCGUCCGUCACUCCUUCUCCUGUCCGUCUGUCUCUCCGUCUGUCCCUCCGUCAAUCUGUCCGUCCCUCAUUCCAUCCAUCCAGCUCUCCCACAAUGGUUUUCCAUCGGUCCGUCGGUCCGACCGACCUCAGUGUUUUUCUGUCCAUCCAUUCAGACUUGCGUUGGUCUGGAUGCACCAUGGUACACCACCCGUCCGUUCACCCAUCCGUCUAGUCAUCCAUCCAUUCAUUCCUUCCACCACCUCCUCGAUGUUCAGCAGGUCAGGAACGCCGGGUCACAACCGAUCCGAACGCUAAGGAUAAAUAGCUCCACCGGAUAAACGAACGAUAAGCAAAGGGACUCUGACUAGUCCAGUCCAUGGAUGCACCCCGAUCCGUUUAUAUGUUUAUAGCUUCAGUAAACAACUCGGAAAGUGGCUUGCGCUGUUCCAUGUCAUUUGAUAUUUUCUCCGACCAAUCAGUGUUGUUUCCCCCCCCCCCCCCCUCCCUGCCUGGCCUUGGU